AUGGCGCUAUCGUGCUUUGCUUGUUUCGGCGGAGGGAACAAGCAGCAGAGACGGGAGGAAGAGGAACGAGUCUCGUUGGAGGCUCGAGCCAAAGCCGCCGAAGCCGCUCAGAGAAGGCAAGAAGAAUUUGAAAAAUCUGCUGCUGGAAGGGCUGCGAAGGCACAGUUGCAGGCAAUGACAAAGCAAUCUGCAAACCAGAAUAAAGGCGAACCGGUUCUGAAGUGGCAAAUGGGUUGA
This is a messenger RNA of Linum trigynum, 237 nucleotides long. Lineage: Eukaryota; Viridiplantae; Streptophyta; Magnoliopsida; Malpighiales; Linaceae. The record is from the annotation of a GenBank genome assembly.